AGGACCCAGGACCCAGGACCCAGGACCCAGGACCCAGGACCCAGGACCCAGGACCCAGGACCCAGGACCCAGGACCCAGGACCCAGGACCCAGGACCCAGGACCCAGGACCCAGGACCCAGGACCCAGGACCCAGGACCCAGGACCCAGGACCCAGGACCCAGGACCCAGGACCCAGGACCCAGGACCCAGGACCCAGGACCCAGGACCCAGGACCCAGGAUCCCUGGCUCCCUUCUCUGGAUCUUCUCUUUGGAGCCCAGAGAAAGGGUGAACUGAUCUCUUCCUUUAUAAUACUCUCGCGGAGGUCAAUGGGCCAUCUAGGGGUUUCUGAAUUAAUUCACGUAGUCGUUUUGGUUUAG
Caenorhabditis briggsae is the source of this 360-nucleotide messenger RNA. The transcript has a single exon. Lineage: Eukaryota; Metazoa; Nematoda; Chromadorea; Rhabditida; Rhabditidae. The annotation marks the transcript as partial. The record is from RefSeq and is a predicted model, not a curated record.